Messenger RNA from Cloeon dipterum, 530 nucleotides. It is a transcript of the gene Tim10, whose product is annotated as translocase of inner membrane 10. The record is from RefSeq and is a predicted model, not a curated record. NCBI's taxonomy places the organism in Eukaryota, Metazoa, Arthropoda, Insecta, Ephemeroptera, Baetidae. The transcript has a single exon. Gene Ontology annotation, biological process: protein insertion into mitochondrial inner membrane. Gene Ontology annotation, cellular component: mitochondrial inner membrane. Bases 1 to 285 code for a protein of 94 amino acids.
AUGGCUGUCCCCCCUGGAGGUGCUCCCCAAUUGGACUCUGCCAAAAUGCAGGCGGUGCAAGACCUUGAGAUUGAAAUGAUGUCGGACAUGUACUCGCGAAUGACGAAUGCUUGCCACAAAAAGUGCAUACCGCCAAAAUACAAAGAGGCUGACCUGGCAAAAGGCGAGGGCGUCUGCAUAGACAGGUGCGUGGCCAAAUACCUGGACAUCCACGAAAGGGUCGGCAAAAAGUUGACUCAGUUGUCCAUGCAAGACGAAGACUUUGUUAAGAAAAUGCAAGGCUAGCAUCAAAAGUAAUUCGUUACUUAGUGUUAUUCAAUGAUAAUUAGAAUGUUCGAAAGCUAUCAUUUCAAUUAUCACGGGCUCCAAGUUUUCACUGUCUGCCGAGGGAACGUGAUAUUUUCAUUUCAUCGAGAACUUGGUUUUUAUGAAAAUUAAAGUUUUGUGUUCUUACAAGUUCACAAAAUUGUUUUUAAAUUUAGUGUGAAUUCCCCACAUUAAAUAUCCAAAAUACAUAGCACAAACAAAAA